This is a messenger RNA of Salvia splendens (bonfire salvia), 1449 nucleotides long. RefSeq names its product protein LAX PANICLE 2. Gene Ontology annotation, biological process: multicellular organism development. The transcript is spliced from 4 exons. The coding region runs from base 259 to 1041 and encodes 260 amino acids. Lineage: Eukaryota; Viridiplantae; Streptophyta; Magnoliopsida; Lamiales; Lamiaceae. The record is from RefSeq and is a predicted model, not a curated record.
CCCCAGCCCCCCACAAGCUUCCAAACAAAGAGAACUAAUGGAAAGUGAGAUUUGAAAGUUUUAUUCUCUUAUUUCCACCAUACAUAUAUAUACACACACACACACACCAACAAAAUUAAUAGUACUAAUACUUAUCUGGUAAAUGGGUAUGAGGUGCAUCUGGUUUGAUUCAUGUUCAUGGCAGCAGAAAUAGAUCUUUCUCUCAGCCUAAAAACCCUCAUUCAUGGAGAUCGUUUGUGAUCGGGCUGGGGUUUCGAGAUGACCAUGUUUUCGGCUGAGAAGCGGAGAUUUUGCGGCGGCGAGGGUUAUGGUUUCUUAAGCGUAGGAUCGGAUCUAGUUGGUGGAAUGACGGAGGAAAAGGGAGAUACUCAUGUUCAGGAAGGCGGUGAAUCGAGCUCCAAAGACGAGGAGUGGCUGCAGCUCAGCAUCGGCGGUGGCGGUGCCCAAGAUGCUGGAAAGAAGAAUAGGCCGCCGGUGGAGUUGGAGUUGUUGCCUCAUUCGCAAAUUAGGCCGGAAACGUAUCGGGCUCCGGCCGGGUUUAGCCCCUCUUUUAUAUCAUCGCAUCAGCACGAGAUUAACUGGGCGUUUAGGCCUAUUCCGAUUGCUAGUCCGUCGCCAUCGCCCUCUUAUUUUGUGAGGCCGGCGUUCCAGCUGUACGAGGUGGGUGCAGCGCCGGAUUUCAGAGUGGUGCAGCCCCCGAGGAGGCCGCAUUCUGGAGUCUGGUUUAUGCUCCAAGCAUCGCAUAAUCAGGAAAGAGAGCCAUUUCUUCCCCAGAUAUCCAAGAGCUACUUGAGAAUCAAGGAUGGGAGGAUGACGAUUCGACUGGUGAUAAAAUACCUUGUUAACAAGCUUAGCUUGGAAGAUGAAUCAGAGAUAGAGAUAAGAUGCAAAGGACAAAGGCUUCUACCUUUAUUGACACUGCAGUAUGUAAGAGAUAACAUUUGGAGUAGUUCAAGGGAUUUCAUCACCUUGCUUCCCAAUUCCUCAACUACUCAUCACAUAAUGGUGCUUCACUAUGCUAGAACCCAUCCCUCUAAUUAAAUAUUCCAACCCGACCCGACCCGACCCAACAGGACUCCGGCGAUCGAUUUUAACUUUAAAUUAUCAAUUCAAGUACUUUUUAUAUCUUUUCAUUGUUCGUUAUCUUUUGAUUUCGGUUUCAAUACUUCUAGGUAGUGGUUUGUAUUUUUUUCUUUUUCAAUUCUUCUUUUUUUCCCUCUCUUUAAAUUAUUAAUUUCUCUUGCAAUACGAUACUAAUGAAGAGUAGGUUGAAGAAGUAAUUAGCCCCAUCCAUGUAAAAGGUGUUGGGCCGUCGUGACUUGGCGUAACUUAUGUUGGCUUUGGGGCUUUCAUUAAAUCUCCUAGCCAAUUUGAUUAGAGAUUUGUGUGUUUCAUUAAUUGGACUAAUGUAAGAUGUAACUUCUUAUCUUUAUUCUAGCUCUUCCUUAA